Messenger RNA from Lathyrus sativus (Indian pea), 378 nucleotides. NCBI's taxonomy places the organism in Eukaryota, Viridiplantae, Streptophyta, Magnoliopsida, Fabales, Fabaceae. The record is from the annotation of a GenBank genome assembly.
AUGCGAUCGAGAAGUUAUUUGAUCUCAGACAAAAAAGGAAGAAGAAAAAUGGCGGAAGCAAUUGGAACAGUGAAACACAUAGUCAUCACAAAGUUCAAGGACGACAUCAGUCAAGAACGAAUCGAGGAACUCAUCAAGGGCUUUGCCAAUCUCGUCAAUCUCAUCCCAACCAUGAAGUCAUUCCACUGGGGCAGGGAUAUAAGUGUUGACAACAUGCAACAAGGUUUUACGCAUAUCUUUGAAUCAACCUUUGAUAGUUUGGAAGCCGUUGCAGAGUAUGUGGCUCAUCCUGCACAUGUUGAGUAUGCGAAUUUGCUUCUUCCUUGUUUGGAUAAAGGUGUUAUAGUUGACUAUAAGCCCACCUUUGUUAGCCUCUGA